AAAACAAAACACAACUGAACCACUAUAAUUAUGAUAUUUUAAAACGUAUAUGUAACCGAACACUAAAUAUUACAACAACAACAACAACUACGGCGACGGCGAUAUAAAUAGUAAUAAUAAUAAUUAUUAUUAUUAUCGAUUUACACUCAGACUGUACGUCAACUCAUUGGUCAGCCAACGGAACGCAUCGCCGUUUGACGUAGACGGUCAAGACCGGUGUUUCGUUUGGUUUUAUAUCGCCAUGCCAGCAGCUCCGACCUUGCUGUACCUCUGACUGACAACGAAGAACCGUAUGCUCGGGACGGCGUGUCCGAGCGAUAUUAACGCUACGGUAUUAUGUAAACUUGCAGUCCGGCGCACGGAUGGUCCGAAGUGUACCAGCGGCAACCAUAAAAAUGGUCCAGGAUCCUUGUGGCAUAUUCUGUAUACUGUUCACGUACACUUCAAUCGUGUAUGCCGACUACGUGGUCAUCAAAUGGGUGGUUUUGCAUACCAUGCAGGAUAGCUUAUGGGCUCCAUUUCACAUAGUGCUUUUCAAUACAUUUCUGUUGUUAUUAACAGUAUCACAUUUACGUGCAAUGUGUUCUGAUCCUGGCACUGUACCUUUGCCACAUACUAAUGAUUCACUAUCAGACUUACGACAAGUCAAUGAACCUUUAGUGAAAAGAGAAGAUUGGACAAUGUGUACAAGAUGUGAAACAUUUCGACCACCACGAGCUCAUCACUGUCGAAUUUGUAAGCGUUGUAUUAGACGAAUGGAUCAUCAUUGUCCAUGGAUUAAUAAUUGUGUUGGAGAAAAAAAUCAAAAGUAUUUUGUACAAUUUCUUUUUUUUGUUUGUAUUCUCUCUGCAUACACUAUUAUGUUGGUUAUCAUGUCGUGGGUACGUGAAUGCAGGCAGUGUAAACUAUAUGAUAUGGAUACAAGACAAACUCAAGUUUUGCAUUCAGUAAUUUUAAUCAUGGAGAGUGCUCUUUUUGGUAUGUUUGUAAUAGCAAUUUUGUAUGAUCAAAUGGAUGCUAUUUAUAAUGAUCAAACAACAAUGGAACAAACAAUCUAUAAGCGUUCAAAUCCACUACAUAGAUAUAUAUUUUCUUCUAUUUGCCGGUGGCCAAAAAUAUCUAGAUCUACAUCAAAAUUAAAUAUUCGAUCUGUAUAAUAAUUGUUGGUUACAUAUUUAUUAUUAAAACUAACGUUACAUCCUUAUAAUACUUAAAAUCUGCAAAUAUUGAUAAAGAAAUUUCUCAGAUUUUAUUAAUUUUAGUAAUGUGGUCUAAUAUGACUUAAU
Molecule: messenger RNA, 1286 nt
Organism: Sipha flava (yellow sugarcane aphid)
Lineage: Eukaryota; Metazoa; Arthropoda; Insecta; Hemiptera; Aphididae
Product: palmitoyltransferase ZDHHC3-like
Exons: 5
Coding region: 363-1157 (264 amino acids)
Biological process (GO): peptidyl-L-cysteine S-palmitoylation; protein targeting to membrane
Cellular component (GO): endoplasmic reticulum; Golgi apparatus
Molecular function (GO): protein-cysteine S-palmitoyltransferase activity
Source: RefSeq, a predicted model, not a curated record